Messenger RNA from Enterobius vermicularis (human pinworm), 1656 nucleotides. NCBI's taxonomy places the organism in Eukaryota, Metazoa, Nematoda, Chromadorea, Rhabditida, Oxyuridae. The record is from the annotation of a GenBank genome assembly.
AUGCUUAUGAACGUCAUGUUGCAUGCGCUUAAGAAAAGUAAGCCGCAAAAAAGAGGAACGAACUUGAGAGAAUAUUUUGUCGCCGAUGUAGAUGUGGUUCUUAAUAACGAUGUUAAAACAUCAAUAAAGCGUAUCUUGUUCGCUGCUGUAUCGCCCUACUUUCAAGCUGCAUUUUACAGUUGUUUCAGCAGUGGGCGAACAAGAACUAUACAUCUCGAAAAUAUAGAUUCAGAUGCAUUUAUAAAAUGCCAUGAUCUGUUGUUAAACUUGCUUAGCAAAGAAAUUGCCUUACCAUGGACGCUUACAUUGUCGUCAGCGAUGAAAAUGUUAGAUGUUGCGUCAUAUUUAUUGAUAGACCCCUUGCUAGAUUACUUAUCUAAAAGAAUUGAGUCUUUGGUGGACUAUAACACUAUUGUACCGCUUCUUCGAUUUGCUGAGCGGAGACAUCUCCCUCUAGCUAGGAGACUUUGGGAAAUGAUUUUGCAUAACUUCGACAAACUAUAUGAAUGCAAAUCGUUCAUUGCGUUGACAGAAGACGAAAUGUUGGAGCUUUUACAAGACUAUCGUACCAACAUUACUCGGUACGAAGAAAAAGCCAUAAUUAAGGAAUGGUUAUUUCGUAAUAUGUCAAGUCGUGAUGCUGCAGAUCCGAAUUCAUUGCGUGCUUGGUUAGCUCAUCAUAUCAGUAUCGCUGGAAUUGCUUUGUCUCGGAGAAUUCCUCACAAGAUUCUUUUAGCUACAGGCGGAUUUGCUAAUGAUGCUACCGACGUAGUUGAAAUUUUUGACAUCAACUGCUGUCGGUGGUAUUCUUCAAAUUUUCGUUUACGGAAGAACAUUGCUUAUCAUCAGUCAAUAAUUGCUGGUUGCAGCCUAUAUACCGUAGGUGGUUGCGACGGUUCUGAAUAUCGAAAUGGAACAGUGAAAUAUGAUUUCUCUAACUUCGAAGCAACUAAAGUGGGAUGUAUGCAUAGUCGACGGUGCUAUUUAUCUUGUGGCCUACUUUCUCAGAACAGUAUCAUUGCUGUUGGUGGUCAUGACGGUUUUCUAAGGCAAAAAACUGCUGAGAUUUUUCACAUUUCCUCUAACCAAUGGACGCUGACGAACGAUAUGAAGAGGCGAAGAAGUGAUGGAAGUUGCGUUAUCCUAAACGGUGUCACGUAUAUAAUUGGUGGUUUUGAUGGUAGUAGUUGUCUUGACUCAUUGGAGUUCUACGACCACAUCCAGAAUCGAUGGAACUCUGUCAGAAAACCAAUGAACGAACCAAGAUCAGGUCUUGGAGCUGUCAGUUUAGCAAAUGCUUUAUUUGUUUGUGGCGGUUUUGACAGGAGGCGGCGACUAGGUACAAGCAUUUUGUACGAUCCAAGGGAAGGUCGCUGGCACAGCUUAGCUGAGAUGAGAGUCGGACGUUCCAACUUUGGCAUCGAACUGUUGAACAACCAGGUGGUUGUUGCUGGUGGUUAUACUCGAGACAAGUGGGGAGCGGGUGUCAUGAAUGUUUGCGAAGCUUAUGAUAUUCGAGCUAACGGUUGGAUAGAACUUCCACCGUUGAACCAGUCAAAAUCAGCGUUACGGAUCUCAUUUGUUGAUGAUUUCGAUACAAUCAUGCAGUUGUACAAAACAGUCGAAGAUGAAAAUUUUAGUUCAGGAUUUCAGUGA